UGUUGACUGGAGUGCUGCCCCUGAUCAGCCUCUACUUCAACAGGGUCAUUCUGUCGGAGAAUGCGGAAGUGGGCUUCGACACCUCAAAUACGGAAUAUUCCGGCCAACGUCAAGCCUGGAAAAAGCUCUCCUUCGUCCUCCAAACCACGAAUAGGGUUACGCUUGGCGCAAAUACAACAUCGGUGCAAAAAAGGGAGACAUUUAACGCCAAGGAGGAGCCCCUGAUAAUGGCGAGUCAUGCGGCGCAAAAUCGAAAAAGGCGCGGCUGGACGGAUAAUUUGAUGUCGGCUUUCACAAAUAUUCCAUGCUACGAGGCACCGCUCCCAUUGAUGAACCAUCUCUCCCAACUGGUCGUUGAGGUACCGAGCUACGGCUCCAUCUGGGACAUGGGGUUCUUGAAGCGGCUCUGCGGCCUCCACGCUGGAAUCUCGCACGCCGUGCGCCCAUUCGAGAGCUAUACGCCGUACAGAAACGUCUACAGUCUGGCCAACUUUUUCGCCUGUAUCUCGCCGAAUUUUCUGGUGAACUGCACCGAGUUGACGACGGCCGAUGUUAAUGUGGUCAGGAAACUCGUGGAAAGUUGCGUACCGUACCGACAGCGUAUUAUCGACUGUCGGCUGGCGUGUGGGGAGAAUUGCAAUGACAAUUCGUGCCCCGGGAUCCCGAGGAACUGCUCGACGGCGAUGAUGGCCGACCUCUUCUACCGGAUUCUGCCCCGAAACUUGCGAGCCCAGCCCUUUCACGUCAACGCGUUCCUGCCGGUUUUCACGCGGAUGGGCUAUGCGACGCAAAACAUCUGGUUGCCGCUGUCCGAUUACGAUCACCUGGAGGUUGCGAUAAAGAAUUAUACCGAAGCGGUUGGGCUGGAGAUGAAGGGCCUCUUAAUGGAACUUAAACGGGAUCGGCUACUCUCGGCAGCAAUUACCGACUCCUUCUAUUCCCUUAUCGCUGCCUUCCUGGUGACCGGCUGUGUCGCCAUCCAUUCCAGAAGCAUCCUCUACGCGUUCGCCGUCCAAAUUCAGCUCCUCCUCUCCGUCCUGUGCGCACUGGCGAUAUACGCAUGCUUCACGUCGGACUUUCCGCUGUUGAACUUGGUGAUCUUCGUCCUCCUUAUUGCUGUCGGGUCUGACGAUGCCUUUUUGUUGCACUCCCAUUUUCCCGACGAGCUCAACGAGGAGUCAUUUUAUGAGGCACUGGCUCAUACAGCGUCAACGAUGUUUUUGACCUCCUUCUCCACGGCGGUCCCGUUUUUCGUGAAUAUCCUCUCCAACGUCAUUGUUUUUCGCUGUUUCGGCCUCUUCGCCGGGCUGACGAUGUGCGUCAACUUCGUGCUGGUCAUCUCCUUCCUACCCACUUUCUUGAUAAUCCAGAAAAAAUACUUCUCCUGUCUGCCAAAACUGCCCGACUUGUCCAAGUAUUUUUCAACGUCGAUCAAAGUCGUGUUCCCGCAAGUGUUGAUUCAGGGCCGUUUCGUCUGGCUGGCCUCCCUGUCCCUGGUGGUCGUCUCUUGCUUCUACAUCUCCCUCGAGAACCUCUCACUCCCGAAAUACAACCCGCUGCAGCUGUUCCGUUCCGAUAAUCCGCAUGAGUGGUAUGACAACCACGCACAACCGAUUUUCGAGUUUGUCGAGGCGAAAAUCGCCAUCCCACUGCAUGCCCGGCUCGUUUGGGGUAUCAAGCCGGUCAAGCAGCCGGAUAUGUUCCGCGAUUUGACCGAUCCACCUUUGGAAGACGACCCUACCUUCACCCUUGCUACUGUCCCGGAUGUGAAACAGUUGGCGAGGACACUAAAAAGAAUCCGCGCCCUCCCUUUCGUCGAGCACCCAUCCCCUUAUUGGCCGGAACAAUUUCUGACUUGGAGCAGCAAG
Mesorhabditis spiculigera is the source of this 1868-nucleotide messenger RNA. The record is from the annotation of a GenBank genome assembly. NCBI's taxonomy places the organism in Eukaryota, Metazoa, Nematoda, Chromadorea, Rhabditida, Rhabditidae.